AUUUUCCUACUGGGCUGUGGCUUCUGGCGUCAUCUUUCUCCUCCCAUCCCUUACGACACUACUUGUGGGGCUUGCCCGAACAUUAAUGUUCCAACGAUCCGCAAAAAUAUAAACCCCCAAAAUGCAUCACGCCCGCCUGGGACGGCGGGGCGGAGCUCGAGGUCACGUGACUGUCUAGGCCCGCCCCUCUCUGCAGCUGAAGAUUUCCCCUCCCGCAGUGACAGAGCCUCUGCUUCGUGAUCGGUACUGCUUCUGCACCUCGCGCCCGGGCAGGUAAAUUAACAUGAUGGAUUUCUCCAAGCUACCCAAAAUACUUGACGAAGAUAAAGAAAGCACAUUUGGUUAUGUGCAUGGGGUCUCAGGACCUGUGGUUACAGCCUGUGACAUGGCAGGUGCAGCCAUGUAUGAGCUGGUGAGAGUGGGCCACAGUGAGUUGGUUGGAGAGAUUAUCCGACUGGAGGGUGACAUGGCUACUAUCCAGGUGUAUGAAGAAACCUCGGGUGUGUCUGUUGGAGAUCCUGUACUCCGCACUGGUAAACCCCUCUCAGUAGAGCUUGGGCCUGGCAUCAUGGGAGCUAUUUUUGAUGGUAUUCAGAGACCUUUGUCAGAUAUCAGCAGUCAGACCCAAAGUAUCUACAUUCCCCGAGGAGUAAAUGUGUCUGCUCUUAGCAGAGAUGUCAAAUGGGAUUUUACACCUUGCAAAAACCUGCGGGUUGGUAGUCACAUCACUGGUGGAGAUAUUUAUGGAAUUGUCAACGAGAACUCACUCAUCAAACACAAAAUCAUGUUACCCCCGCGAAACAGAGGAACUGUAACUUACAUUGCUCCACCUGGAAAUUAUGAUACCUCAGAUGUUGUCUUGGAACUUGAAUUUGAAGGUAUAAAGGAAAAGUUUAGCAUGGUCCAAGUGUGGCCUGUACGUCAAGUCCGGCCUGUCACUGAGAAGCUGCCAGCUAAUCAUCCCUUGUUGACUGGCCAGAGGGUCCUUGAUGCCCUUUUUCCAUGUGUACAGGGAGGAACUACUGCAAUCCCAGGGGCUUUCGGCUGUGGAAAGACAGUGAUAUCGCAGUCUCUAUCCAAAUAUUCCAAUAGUGAUGUGAUCAUCUAUGUAGGAUGUGGUGAACGAGGAAAUGAGAUGUCUGAAGUCCUCCGGGACUUCCCAGAGCUCACGAUGGAAGUCGAUGGUAAGGUGGAAUCAAUUAUGAAGAGGACAGCUUUGGUAGCCAAUACCUCCAACAUGCCUGUUGCUGCUAGAGAAGCUUCUAUUUAUACUGGAAUUACGCUGUCAGAAUAUUUCCGUGACAUGGGUUAUCACGUCAGUAUGAUGGCUGACUCUACCUCUAGAUGGGCGGAGGCCCUUAGAGAAAUCUCUGGUCGCUUAGCUGAAAUGCCUGCAGAUAGUGGAUAUCCUGCGUACCUUGGUGCCCGUCUGGCCUCUUUCUAUGAGCGAGCAGGCAGGGUGAAAUGUCUUGGAAAUCCUGAAAGAGAAGGAAGUGUCAGCAUUGUAGGAGCGGUUUCUCCACCUGGUGGUGAUUUUUCUGAUCCAGUUACAUCCGCUACUCUUGGUAUUGUUCAGGUGUUUUGGGGCUUAGAUAAGAAACUAGCUCAACGUAAGCAUUUCCCCUCUGUCAACUGGUUAAUCAGCUAUAGCAAGUACAUGCGUGCGUUGGACGAGUACUAUGACAAACACUUCACAGAAUUUGUUCCUCUGAGGACCAAAGCUAAGGAGAUUCUGCAGGAAGAAGAAGACCUGGCAGAAAUUGUACAACUUGUCGGAAAGGCUUCUCUAGCAGAAACAGAUAAAAUCACUCUGGAAGUAGCAAAACUUAUCAAAGAUGAUUUCUUACAACAAAAUGGGUAUACUCCUUAUGACAGGUUCUGCCCAUUCUACAAGACAGUAGGGAUGCUGUCCAACAUGAUUGCGUUUUAUGAUAUGGCCCGUAGAGCUGUUGAAACCACUGCACAGAGUGACAAUAAAAUCACAUGGUCCAUUAUCCGUGAGCACAUGGGGGAGAUCCUCUAUAAACUUUCCUCCAUGAAAUUCAAGGAUCCGGUAAAAGACGGUGAAGCAAAGAUCAAGGCUGACUACGCACAACUUCUUGAAGACAUGCAGAACGCAUUCCGUAGCCUCGAAGAUUAGAACUGUGAUUUCUUUCCUUCUUUUCCUCAGCAGUCUCUCCUCUGUGUAUAGUUUCCUAAAUUUCUCAUCUCCAAACCCUUUGCUUCUUUGUUGUGCAGCUUUGAGACUAGUGCCUAUGUGUGUUAUUGCUUGUUCCCCUGUUUAUCUGGUGGGUCUUCUAUGAAACAAACAUUCCUUUGUUCCAGUGUUUGAAGGGCCUCCCUGAUCCUUUCUCCGAAUGGUGAAUGUAGUAAAUAUGAUAUAUAAUGGCUACACUACUGUAAACUCAUAUGUAGGGUGACAUGCCUCCUUGUCCUAGGUUUGCCCUUGCCUCAUCACCAUUAAAUUGUAAAUGGGACUAUUGCAUGUACUCUCUUUGCAAUAGAUCUGGAGCGGAAGGCCAGAUUUCUACACGUUUUGACAGGUACUUUGUGAAAUGACUCAAUAUCUAUGUGGUAAGGUUAUUUGCAGCUUAGCAUUUUGCUAAGUAGCUGCUUUGCAGGAUAUAAUUACUUUUUUAAAACCAUGAAUGAUUAAUGUUCCAAUUAUGCAUUGCCUCCCCCAGUAUAAAUCAGGAAUGUUUAUAGGAAACUGUUGGGAACUCUACUGUUUUUAAAACAGGCAUUUGUGGGACUCAGCACAGUAUAUGAAUCAGUACCCUCUAAAAAAGUGGAAAAGGAGCCAGGUGGUCAAACUUAAACAUCAUCUUGUUAAAGCAUAUUUUAUUUCAGUAUGAAAAAUGUAGUAUCAAGGACUACCCUACUACAUUACUAGGAAAGUCUUUUUAAAAUCACAUUUAAAACAAUCACGGGGAACUUGAUCCACUUCGUGCCCUUUUUCUUUUCCUCAAACAUCUUAGAAGCCGAAGCUUCUAAGAAUCAUGUGGCAGUGUGAUGGGCAGUAAAAUGCCACAGAGAAGAUAUUCAGUAGUGGUUAAGGCUGUUUGCACCAUUAAGGACCAGCUGGACUGUAGUGAUUCUUGGGGCCAGAGCGGCAUUACAUUUUUACAUGUAAUGUGUGUCAUGUGUUUGCAUGUUUGUUUGCUCAGUGAACUUUUGAACAACCAGUUUGCCAGCUUACUGGCUCAAAAGACUUUUCAGAAUAUCUGUAACAAUAGCAUAGCAGUUUUCAUCCUGUUUAAUAAGGAUGAAAUUAAUUCUUUUAUCUGCUAAUAACAGAAUCUGGGUCAUGUGAAAAAAAGAUAAUUUCAUCCUGUCUUUUAAGUAUAUGUUUUAAAGUAAUAAUUUCUGUCUUUGUGUAAGGCACACUUCAGAACAGCUCUGAGAGCAACAGUUUCUCAUUAAUUCUUUCUGACCAAUAGUGCUGGCACCAUUGCUUCCUCUUUAGGAAGAGGAAAGGGCAUGUGAACAUGCCUAACAACCUCAAAUACCCAAAUGUAAUAGCAUAAAUAAAGUAUUUAUUUUAUGCCUCAGUAUAUUAUUAUUUAAAUUUUUAGGUCAUGUAUUUCUUUUGGUCCGUCAAGGAAAGUAGAGAAUUCAGCAGUGGUUUGUUUCAGUCUUGCAGACUGCAUGUUUUUACAGUGGCUUGCUGUUCAGGAUAGAUAUUCUUCCAUAUGUAGCUUUUUUUUUUUUAACUUUUCCAAAUAUUGGAAAAUAUAAAAAUUAUGCAAUGAUUCGUUGAGAUGUGGACUUAAUGGUGCUGCUUAAUCAGUUUGCUUCCAAUGUGGCCUCCCACCUAGAGGCCCGAAGACCAGUGGAAUUGAAAAGGAUUUCAAAAAUGUUCUAUUCCUACCUUAAAUCUACCAGCAAACCAGGAUUAUGAUGGUAAUGAGUGAUAUGAUGAAGAAAGUUUGACCAAGUUUGUUUUUUUUGUCAUUCUGAGUUUGCAAUGUAAUUCUUACUCCCUUUGAAGAAUGCUGAUGUAUGGGUGUGAAGAUGCUAGAGACAGAAGAUGCUCUGAUACUCAUUGUAAGUGUCCCUUCAUCUGUAUGUUGUAGAACUUCAAAUUGGUCACUGAUCGUAUUUCUUUAGUAAGAACGUGUUAAAAUUACAACAAUCUUUUAAAAAGAUGAUGCAGUUCUAUAUUUAUUGUGCUAUGCCUGGUCCUAAGUGGAGCCAGUUAAACAAGUUUCAUAUGUAUUUUUCCAGUGUUAAAUCUCACACAUUGUACCCUUUGGAAAUUUCCUUCCAUCCUGAAGAACGAAUAGAAGAGGCCAUAUAUAUUGCCUCCUUAUCCUUGAGAUUUCACUAUCUUUAUGUUAAAAGUUGUGUAUAAUUGUUAAAAUCUAUGAAAGAAUAAAAAGUGGAUUUAAAUUAA
Messenger RNA from Prionailurus viverrinus (fishing cat), 4396 nucleotides. RefSeq names its product ATPase H+ transporting V1 subunit A (gene ATP6V1A). Bases 284 to 2140 code for a protein of 618 amino acids. Gene Ontology annotation, molecular function: proton-transporting ATPase activity, rotational mechanism; ATP binding; ATP hydrolysis activity. NCBI's taxonomy places the organism in Eukaryota, Metazoa, Chordata, Mammalia, Carnivora, Felidae. The record is from RefSeq and is a predicted model, not a curated record. The transcript is spliced from 16 exons. Gene Ontology annotation, cellular component: proton-transporting V-type ATPase, V1 domain; lysosomal membrane. Gene Ontology annotation, biological process: proton transmembrane transport; ATP metabolic process.